Molecule: messenger RNA, 1619 nt
Organism: Nematolebias whitei (Rio pearlfish)
Lineage: Eukaryota; Metazoa; Chordata; Actinopteri; Cyprinodontiformes; Rivulidae
Gene: cat
Product: catalase
Biological process (GO): hydrogen peroxide catabolic process; response to hydrogen peroxide
Cellular component (GO): peroxisome; mitochondrion; cytoplasm
Molecular function (GO): heme binding; catalase activity
Source: RefSeq, a predicted model, not a curated record
AAGGAGGAGUCUGGUUUGAGGAUAACUGGGUAACAUAUUUCUCCGCAACACCACUUGCGCAGCAUUUGGCCUGGACGUGCUUCGAAGUCGACAGUGUCAAGAUGUCUGAGGACAGGGAUAAGAGCACUGACCAGAUGAAGACAUGGAAGGAGAGCAGAGGCUCUCAGAAAGCUGAUGUUCUGACCACAGGAGGUGGUCAUCCCAUUGGAGACAAGCUGAACCUGCAGACCGCUGGACCAAGAGGACCCCUGCUUGUCCAGGAUGUGGUCUUCACAGACGAGAUGGCCCACUUCGACCGCGAACGAAUCCCGGAGAGGGUGGUGCACGCCAAAGGAGCUGGGGCCUUUGGCUACUUUGAGGUCACUCAUGACAUCACUCGCUACUGCAGAGCUAAAGUGUUUGAACACGUCGGCAAGACGACACCCAUUGCUGUUCGUUUCUCCACUGUGGCUGGGGAAUCUGGGUCGGCAGACACGGUCCGAGAUCCGAGAGGCUUUGCCGUCAAGUUCUACACUGAAGAGGGUAACUGGGACCUGACGGGCAACAACACCCCCAUUUUCUUCAUCAGGGAUGCCAUCCUGUUCCCGUCCUUCAUCCACACUCAGAAGCGUAACCCUCAAAUUCACAUGAAGGACCCCGACAUGGUGUGGGACUUCUGGAGCCUGAGGCCUGAGAGUCUUCAUCAGGUGUCGUUCCUGUUCAGUGACCGAGGGUUGCCUGAUGGCUUCCGCCACAUGAACGGCUACGGCUCUCACACCUUCAAACUGGUCAACGCUGAUGGCCAGUCUGUUUACUGCAAGUUCCACUACAAGACCGAUCAAGGAAUUAAAAAUCUUCCAGCGGAGGAGGCUGACCGCCUGGCAUCCACCAACCCGGAUUAUGCGAUCGGAGACCUGUUCAACGCAAUCGCAAAAGGAAACUUCCCGUCCUGGACCUUCUACAUCCAAGUCAUGACCUUCGAACAGGCUGAGAGGUUCCCGUUCAACCCGUUUGAUGUUACCAAGGUGUGGUCCCAUAAGGACUACCCCUUAAUUCCUGUGGGCAAACUGGUCCUCAACAGGAACCCCAUCAACUACUUUGCAGAAGUGGAGCAGCUGGCCUUUGACCCCAGCAACAUGCCUCCAGGCGUUGAGCCCAGUCCUGACAAGAUGCUGCAGGGUCGACUCUUCUCCUACCCCGACACACACAGGCACCGGCUGGGAGCCAACUACCUGCAGCUCCCCGUCAACUGUCCCUACAGGGCCCGCGUGGCCAACUACCAGCGUGAUGGUCCAAUGUGCUUCAGUGACAACCAGGGUGGUGCUCCAAACUACUUUCCCAACAGCUUCGGCGCCCCUGAGUCUCAGCCUCGCUACCUGGAGUCCAGGUUCAAGGUUUCUCCUGAUGUGGCUCGAUACAACAGUGCAGAUGAUGACAACGUCACACAGGUUCGUGCCUUCUACACCCAAGUGCUGAACGAGGACGAGCGUCUGAGGUUGUGCCAGAACAUGGCGGGCGCCCUGAAGGGAGCGCAGCUCUUCAUCCAGAAACGCAUGGUGGAGAAUCUAAAUGCUGUCCAUCCAGACUAUGGAAACAGAGUUCAGGCCCUCCUCGACAAAUUUAAUGCAGAAGCUAAGAAG